AUGGCUAUGCCCCAAAACCUCAAACCCACUAUCACACCAUUCCUAACCUCCCCUUCAGUUUCAUUCAAAACCCAGAACAGCUCACUCUUCUUUGGCACAAUUACUUCAACAAGUGACAACUACAGAACCCAAACACCACCAUUUUCAUUCAAAACUCGCACUAACUCACAAUUCUUCAGCACCAGAAGACUGUUCCUCCCUUCAGUUUCUGGCAUCUGGGAUGCCUUAACUAGCGGUAACAAUGCCCGUGAAGCCGUUUCCGCGAUUCGACAUGGAAUGGUACUCUUUAGGCAGGGUGAUGUUUCAGGGUCUGUAGCAGAAUUUGAUAAGGCAGUUGAGUUGGAUCCUCGCCAACAGGCAUAUCUUUGGCAAAGGGGGCUAUCGCUUUACUAUCUCGAUAGGUUUGAAGAAGGGGCAGAGCAGUUCCGAUUAGAUGUUGCCCAGAAUCCAAAUGAUACAGAGGAGUCCAUUUGGUGCUUUCUAUGUGAAGCUCAAUUAUAUGGGACUAGUGAAGCAAGGGAACGAUUUCUUGAGGUUGGCCAAGAUCCGAGACCUGUUAUGCGAAACGCCUAUAACAUGUUUAAAGAUGGUGGUGAUCCGGAAAAGCUUGUUGCAGCAUUUUCGAAAAGCCGAGAGAGUGAUUACUUCUAUGCUUCUUUAUAUGCUGGGCUUUAUUAUGAAAGUCAGAAGAAAACUGAUGCAGCCGAACUUCAUAUCGUUGCUGCAUAUCAGUCUCCUUAUGGACAAAGAUCUGAUGACUACAUGGCUUCUCUAGCCAAAGUUCAUUGUCUUUGUCGAAAGUGGAGUUUGAAUUGA
Messenger RNA from Prunus armeniaca (apricot), 816 nucleotides. Lineage: Eukaryota; Viridiplantae; Streptophyta; Magnoliopsida; Rosales; Rosaceae. The record is from the annotation of a GenBank genome assembly.